GUCAAAACGGGCGAUAUAUCAUCUACAUAUCACUAAAAUGUAUCCCCCAAUGAAGCUCUGUUUCAUCCCAAUAAUAGCUAUUAUAGCCAUGAAAGCUUCUCGUCUCUCCACACAAGAUCUCCAAAUCUUUUACCUCUACCUAGAAAAAAACUUCACAUCCGUAACCAUGUUCUCAAUCUCUCUCAUUCUCGGCUGGAUACUUUACAUUAUGAACCGACCAAAACCCGUUUACCUAGUUGACUUCAGCUGCUACCUCCCACCGUCUCAUCUCAAAGUCAGCGUCAAGAAGAUCAUGAGCCACGUAAGAGUUAUACGCGAGCAAGGCAUGUGGGCGAAGACAGGAGAGCAUGAUUACUUGAUGGACUUUGUCGAAAAGAUUCUAGAACGGUCCGGUCUAGGCCAAGAGACUUACAUACCUGAAGGUCUACAUUGCUUGCCGUUAGAACAGACCAUGGCCGGGUCACGUAAAGAGACCACAGACGUUAUACUAGGAGCGGUCGAUAAUGUUCUCCGUAACACUGGAGUUAGCCCAAGUGAGAUAGGUAUAUUAGUGGUUAACUCUAGCACUUUUAAUCCUACUCCUUCGUUAGCUACUAUUAUUGUUAACAAAUAUAAACUUAGGGAUAAUAUAAAGAGUUUGAAUCUUGGUGGGAUGGGGUGUAGUGCUGGCGUCAUCGCUAUAGAUGUCGCUAAGAGUUUGUUACAAGUUCAUAGAAACACUUAUGCUCUAGUGGUCAGCACCGAGAACAUCACUCAGAACUUGUACUUAGGUAACAACAAAUCAAUGUUGGUUACAAACUGUUUGUUCCGGGUAGGUGGGGCUGCGGUUUUGCUUUCCAACAUCUCUAAAGACCGUAAACGAGCUAAAUACAAGCUUGUCCACACGGUUAGGGUCCAUACCGGGUCAGAUGACAGAUCCUAUGGAUGCGCUACACAAGAAGAUGAUGAAGAUGGUUUAGUAGGAGUUUCCUUGUCAAAGGAUUUACCUAUGGUAGCUGCAAGAACGUUAAAGAUUAACAUCGCAACGUUGGGUCCACUUGUUCUUCCCAUACGUGAGAAGCUUCGCUUCUUUGUAACGUUUGUUAGAAAGAAGUUUUUCAACCCCAAGAUCAAGCAUUACAUGCCAGAUUUCAAGCUAGCUUUCGAGCAUUUUUGUAUCCAUGCGGGUGGUAGAGCGCUUAUAGAUGAACUUGAGAAGAAUCUUCAUCUAUCUCCGUUACAUGUGGAAGCAUCGAGGAUGACAUUACAUAGGUUUGGUAAUACAUCAUCGAGUUCUAUUUGGUACGAGUUGGCUUACACUGAAGCUAAAGGAAGGAUGAAGAAAGGAGAUAGGAUUUGGCAGAUUGCAUUGGGGUCAGGGUUUAAGUGUAAUAGUUCUGUUUGGGUUGCUCUGCGUAACGUUAAGCCUUCAACUAAUAAUCCUUGGGAAGAUUGUCUUCACAAAUAUCCAGUUGAGAUCGAUAUAUCAUUAUAGAUUGGAUAGUUUUUUUUUCAUAGUUAUGCUUUGAAUUAUCCAAAAUAGAAACGUAUGGACUGUAUCGGAGUUAUAUCGUUUUUUUUUCUUUUUAUGCGGUGUUGCACUGUUGCUUAGUAUAAUGAAACAUUUCGUGUACUUUCCUACAUGUAAGUUUCUUUAUCAAAAUAUGUAUAGGAUAAAAC
Molecule: messenger RNA, 1659 nt
Organism: Eruca vesicaria subsp. sativa (arugula)
Lineage: Eukaryota; Viridiplantae; Streptophyta; Magnoliopsida; Brassicales; Brassicaceae
Source: the annotation of a GenBank genome assembly